This is a messenger RNA of Phragmites australis (common reed), 1157 nucleotides long. RefSeq names its product reticulon-like protein B1. The record is from RefSeq and is a predicted model, not a curated record. The transcript has 5 exons. Lineage: Eukaryota; Viridiplantae; Streptophyta; Magnoliopsida; Poales; Poaceae. The coding region runs from base 102 to 857 and encodes 251 amino acids.
CGGAAAGAGAAAAAGCGAAGGCAGAAAGCUUGUCGCUGCUGUUCGUACGGCACAAGCAUUUGGAGCGAGGAGGGGGGAGAGAGUGGGAGGGAGCGCGAGCCAUGGCGGAGCAGCACAAGGAGGAGUCAGUGAUGGACAAGAUCUCGGACAAGCUCCACGGCCGCGGGGGCGGCUCCUCGUCGUCGUCGGGCUCGGACGACGAGCGGUCGUCGGCGGCGUCCGCCGUGAAGGCCAAGAUCUACCGCCUCUUCGGCCGCGAGAAGCCCGUCCACUCCGUCCUCGGCGGCGGCAAGCCUGCCGAUCUGUUUCUGUGGAGGAACAAGAGGAUCUCUGGAGGGGUGCUCGCAGGCGCCACGGCCAUCUGGCUGCUGUUUGAGGUCAUGGACUACCACCUCCUAACUCUGCUAUGCCAUUGCCUCAUCCUCACACUGGCCAUCCUGUUCCUCUGGUCAAAUGCGUCCACUUUCAUCAACAAGUCUCCUCCUAACAUCCCUGAGGUGAGGAUCCAAGAGGACCUGGCUGUGAAUAUUGCACGUUCGCUGAGAUAUGAGAUCAACAGGGGGUUUGCUACCUUGAGGCUGAUCGGUCAAGGCCAUGACCUGAAGAAAUUUCUUAUUGUGAUUGCAGGACUGUGGAUUCUUUCUGUUCUUGGGAGCUGCUGCAAUUUCCUUACCCUGUCCUACAUAGUCUUUAUGGUAUUGUACACUGUGCCGGUUCUGUACGAGAAGUAUGAGGAUAAGAUUGAUGAUUUUGGAGAGAAGGCCAUGAUCGAGCUGAAGAAGUAUUAUGCCAUCUUCGAUGAGAAAUGCCUAUCAAAGAUUCCGAAGGGUCCAUCGAAAGAUAAGAAGCAGCAUUAGAGCUGUAGAACCAUAGAAGGGACUACACUGAUUUAUCAUCUCUGUUGAUCACUACUUUUGGGUUUUGAAGGAUGGUUGUGAUUCCAUGUCUGCAGGUGAUGGUAAAUAUGAACGUGUUCUAGUAUGAUCAGUAAUUGCAAUGCGCUAAAGUAUGGCAGCUUACUCUAUAUCGUGUUCUGAAACUGCAUGUUUAAUAUCGCUUCCCUGUUUGGGAGUUGCUGGUUCUUCGAUAUCAUUGUAAUAUAUCUUCGUGUUAUUGGAUCGCCUGACUUGGGGCUACGAUGAAGUGGUUCUUGGUUA